Dictyostelium discoideum AX4 is the source of this 318-nucleotide messenger RNA. RefSeq lists its product as hypothetical. The transcript is spliced from 3 exons. NCBI's taxonomy places the organism in Eukaryota, Evosea, Eumycetozoa, Dictyosteliales, Dictyosteliaceae. The coding region runs from base 1 to 318 and encodes 105 amino acids. The record is from RefSeq and is a predicted model, not a curated record.
AUGAAAGUCCAUUGCCAAUUACCAACAAAUAAUAAUAAUAAUAAUGAAACAAUAGAUUUUGAAGUAGAUCAAGAUAAUACUUUAUUAGUAGAUUUAAAACAAAUGAUAUAUAAUAAAACUGGUACUCCAGUAAAUAGACAAUCUAUUGAAUUGGAAAAUAAAAAGUUACCACAUAGAUACGAUAAAAAGUCAAUAUCAAAACUCCACAUUAAUGAAUCAUCAAAUAUAAGAGUUGUUUAUGUUUUGGAAGGUGGCUGUUGCGGUGUUGGUUGUGAUAUUUGUGGUUGUGGUGGAAGUUGUAGAUGUUCAAUUCAAUAA